Messenger RNA from Serpula lacrymans var. lacrymans S7.9, 1600 nucleotides. RefSeq lists its product as uncharacterized. Lineage: Eukaryota; Fungi; Basidiomycota; Agaricomycetes; Boletales; Serpulaceae. The transcript is spliced from 5 exons. The record is from RefSeq and is a predicted model, not a curated record. The coding region runs from base 59 to 1411 and encodes 450 amino acids.
GCCCAUUUUGGAUGCUCACAGAAUCCGCUUCACCACCAUCGAUGUGGUGCGGUUCAAAAUGUUUGAGGUCGACGACGAGGACUCGGGUGAAGAAACCCAUAUGGGUCCUGUGACGAUCUGGAUCGGUGUCUCCCUCGAUAUCACCUCCGCCACAGCUGCCCAUGACGCCGCUCAGGAGAUUCUCGCUCUCCUUUCCAAGAACGAGAUUGUGGACGUUGACAUUGACUUCCGUGGUUCAAUCUACAGGCGUCAUGUUGGCCCUGUGCUUGUCCCGCCCGUCAAUGAUCUCGACCCACUCCUUGAGGUUGUCAGUCCAAUCAAUCCCGCCCUCGGCCUCUACAUCUCUACCAGAGUUAGGCCCAAUGCUCAGGGCACCAUGGCCGUCUACCUCGCCGAGGGCGGCAAGGAUAACCGCCUCUUGGGCUUGAGUUGCCGACACGUCCUCAUAUCUCCUGAGGAGCCCAACACCCCCGUCACUUGGCGCCCCAACGCACCUUCUAGGGAUGUGCUCCUCCUUAGUGGAUGCGCAUUCAACAAAUUUGUCGACUUUAUCAAGCUCAAAGCCAGAAAAGACGGCAUCAUUGUUGAGUAUUGGAACAGGCUGAUUGAACGCCUCAAGAGGCAGGAGGCCGGUGGUGACACUGCGGACGCUACGAGGGCCAUGGCAUCGCGCAUUAAGGCUGAGAGGUUGGUAACCGAAGCAGAGGAAGCGAUGGAGGCGCCGCAGACGUUCCUCAAGACCGUCGACCGGAAAUGGAGGACUAUCAAUAACCGCGUGCUUGGCCCCAUCCUCUACUGCCCACCCAUCAGCCUCGGUGUCGGUAAUGAGCGGUUUACCGAAGAUUGGGGCAUGUUCCAAAUUGACCGCGCCAAGCUUGGCACAGGCUUCCAAGGCAAUGUGAUGGAUCUGGGCACAAACAUGACACUCGACGAGUUCACGUGCAAGUGUUUCCCUCGUGACGAUGCAAACUGGUCUUUUACUUAUCCCAACGAUCGUCUUCUCCCUCUCGUGGGCACCAUAACGGACCAGCAAAUGCAUCAUCCGGACAUGUUCGACAGCAAUCAUGAGCCCUGCCUGUUGGUCGUGAAGUCGGGCAACAGUACCGGCACCACCAUUGGCCGCGCAAACGGUGUCUUUUCCGUAGUCCGCGAGUACUACGCCCACGACAUGAACAUCAACCAGACGUCAAUGGAAUGGGGAAUCUUCAGCUACAGCGAGGGGUCAGGAGUGUUCUCAGAGCCGGGCGACUCGGGUUCCAUCAUUGCUGAUAUCAAGGGCCGCAUUGGCGGCAUGCUCACUGGCGGCUCGGGCACAGACAAGGUGGACAUGACCUACGCCACCCCCUUCUGGUGGCUUCUUGAGCGCAUCAAGGCCAACUUCCCCGACGCACACCUCGGCGUUGAUUUUUAAGCCUGCUGAUCCAGAAAAUACUAGUUAAUACAUUAUUUUGUGUAUGCUACUGAACCAUUCAACGGUAUCGAACCGUUCAUGUUAAGGUUAGCCAGAGGAAGCAGUUCUGUGGAAUGGAUGGAAGAGAGCCAUUCAAAGGGGUUGAACCAUUCAUGUCGUAGGUAAGACAUAGAAUGGAUCAAUUGAACC